AUGGCUUCUGGAUUCAUCGACUAUUCCAAGCGUCGUCGCGCAUCCGAUGCUGCCUCACAACGGGGUGACGACCUUGAGAGCAACGCAGAUGUUCCUACCCGCGCCGCACCACGUCGUGCCCAAGCAGAUGAUGCCUCUUUCCAAGAUGGAUCGGCCCAGUUCGACGGUCGCCAGGUCGAGCCAUCUCGGCCUCCGCGUGUCGAGAUCAGGAGAGACCCCGGCGCUCAAGAGUAUUAUCAUCGCGAUGAGAGACCUUUCUUCGACCCGACUUUCCCCGGUUAUCAGGAGGAAGCUCCGCUCGAGAUGCCCUUCUUCGACCACGUCGUUGCUGGCUAUGGAAACUACGGUACAUUCCAACGCAUCCGCCUCAACAUCCGACAGGCCAUCUCCUUUGUCCUCAGCACUGCCGCACUCGGCAUCGUUCUUGUCGCUGCUUACUUUGCCUACUUGAACCCCUUCAAAAAGUCUCCACCAAAGGCCAAAGCCGAUCGCGAAUACGAGCGCAGGAUCACCGGUGAGAGGGGUUCCGGAAGACCUGCUUACUAUGCCGAAUUCUGGGGUUACCAGUGCGACGAGCACGAAAUCGUCACCCAAGGCGGUUGGAUUCUCAAAGCUCAUCGCAUUUCAGACCCUCGUCGUAGCGGUGCAGUAGGUCAUCCUGUUGUUCUUCAACACGGUAUUCUUUGCAACUCGUCCCACUUUGUUGUCAACGAAGAACGUUCCAUGGCUUUCUGGCUCGUCGAUCAAGGUUUCGACGUUUGGAUCACCAAUAUCCGAUCCAACUUCAAAGCCGCUCAUACCCAAUAUACUCGACCCGAUCCACGUUUCUGGGCUUGGGGUCUUAAAGAGCUUGCCUUUGAUCUUGGCGAUCUUGUCGAUUACAUCACUGCUGCUACCGGUCGUCCUCAACUUGCCUAUGUUGGUCACUCGCAAGGUUCGGGAUCGAUGUACCUUGCUCUUAGUCCUGGUAUCUGUCCCCAAAUAGGCAACAAGCUUAGCUGCUUUGUUGCUCUUGGCCCCUCUGUCUAUGCUGGAUCGGUGUUGCGAAGGUUCCCGUUCUCAUUACUUCGUCAAUUCCGUUCGCGCAAGUGGUGGGGGUUGGUCUUUGGAGUUCGCGAGUUCAUGCCGGCUAUUGGUAUUGCACAGGAGUUCCUGCCUACCUUUUGGUUUGGUCAUAUUGCCUAUGUUAUCUUUGCGUUUUUGUUUGGUUUCCAUGAUCACAAUUGGCUUGGACGUCAAAAACCCAAGAUGUUUCGUACGGUUCCCAUCCCAACUUCUUCCGAACUUCUCUAUUGGUACAUGUCAGGUUUCUCCCACCGAGGAUGCAUUUUCGAUCCACGCAUUUCAGAUCCUUGGUUCCCAGCAAGUUUCCCACCGCAUUCCAUCUUCUACGGUGAUAUCGACUAUCUUGUACUUGGCAAACCUCUGGUUCAACGUAUUCAACGCAUCGAGAAAAACAUAGAGAUGAUUCAUACAGUCGAGUUGCAGAACUAUGAACAUCUCGAUAUGAUCUUUGGUGUCGACGCUUUCAGAACUGUCUUCCCCGCGAUUAAAGAUACCAUCUUACAGACCAUCAACCCGCAGCAGUUGGCUCCAGAAAUGUCGGAGCGCCCUUGUCCAUACUAA
Ustilago hordei is the source of this 1626-nucleotide messenger RNA. RefSeq lists its product as uncharacterized. NCBI's taxonomy places the organism in Eukaryota, Fungi, Basidiomycota, Ustilaginomycetes, Ustilaginales, Ustilaginaceae. The coding region runs from base 1 to 1626 and encodes 541 amino acids. Gene Ontology annotation, biological process: lipid metabolic process. The transcript has a single exon. The record is from RefSeq and is a predicted model, not a curated record.